CUACUUCUCUGUGCUUUAACACAUAGGGAAGAAAUGUGCCAAAAAAAUGAGGGAGAUGGUGAUUUUCUGGUGAACAGAAACCCAGAAAAGGCCAUGCUCUCGCCAUCCAUGGUCAAGGAGACCAGACACUGUACAAACGACUACUUCCUACACAUUAAUAAGAAGGACAGGAAAUAUUACCUGCCCCUCAGUUUUACAGAAUUGGAGGAGUUUGACCUGACAACCAUCAGGCAAACAUUCGAGCAGAAUUUGCAUCUAUUGGUCCAAGAGACAAAAUCAGAAAAAGAAGAAAGGCAGCAAGGGAGACCGGAUGUGAGACACGUUAUCGACAGGAGAGUCCACCCUUAUAAUAGGAAACCUCCCUCAGCGACAUUAGCAUCUGAAGAAUUCGAGCAAUAUUUGUCAACACUAAAAUAAGUUGGACUAAGGGAAGUAACUUUCAUAGAUAAGCUAAGUAGCCGCUGUCUGAAAAUACUAUGUCUUAGAUAAUGUCAAAUAUAAUCAAUCUUAAGCCUGGAUUUUCAAUUAAGCUUGUAAUAGCAGUUGCAUAUAUAUUGUACUUUUAAACCGGACACGAUUUGAUAUUGUUUGUUUAACGCUUAUAAUAAUAUCGACGUCUCUUCAUGUGUCAAAAACAUAUAGUUAAAUCUGUAAUUGAUUUAAAUGGAGAUGUGCUGUUUCGGGAUAGAUCGUACUAUGCCACCAAUUGGUAUUCUAUUCGGCUGUCACGAGGUCGACAUCUGUAGAUCAGUUAUAUAUCGUUAUCUUGUUAAAGCCAUCAAGAUGCGUUAUCUAGAAUUCGGAGAUGAAACUCAGUUUUUAUAGAUAGUGUAGUAGAAGUGAGAUAUGGGAGAGUUCGUUCCGAUAAGAAAAGACUAAAGAGACAUCGAUAUUACUGUAAAGUUGAAGUAAUUUUUUUCCACAUAUGAACAAGAGGCCAUUUUGGAUUUCUCGAAUUUUGUUUGAAAAACUUUCUUUUAAAAUCAGUUUUGAUGCAUAUUAUUUCUUUCAUAUUAAUAUGGAACAAUAUACAGAUAUAUAAUCAAAAUGUUCUUUAAAACUAUAGCAUAUAUACAACAUAUCUUAUAACAUAGUUUUACUAUAUUUUCCAUGACGACUGAUGUCUGACAAAUAAAUAUUUGUGAAACUACAUUUGUGUUUUUAUUACCAUCCCAUGGUGGAAAUCAUGUAAUGACCAUAUGCAAACGUAUCGUACCGAUUGGGUAGGAGCCAUCGCUUGUCAUCGAAGGCACAUAGUCCCGAUUUGUUAACGGUGUAAACGAAGAGUUGAUGUUUAUCACUCCUAAUUGAAUUCAUUUUACACAUUUCGAUUUUGUUUUUAAAUAGACAAUUCUUAUACGUUUCGUGUCUGAGAUAGCGACGAAUCGAACUUUUCCCUACCCCCUUAGCUGUUUGUGCCUGUCUCAUAUCGUUCCAAAGGAUGGUGACAUUUUCCAUCUCUAUCUGCAUGGGUACGGCGUACAAGUAUGAGUACAUUUUUGCGCGAAGCCCUACUAACUCUGCAAUGGGUUGACUUGCCGUUUCGUCUUUGAAAUAUCCCGGUAUCUUUUUGUUCACUGUAUCGUGACAGCGAUGCUCUACCGGAUAAUUGGAUAGAUCGAACAACUGUCUGUCCCUAUACAUAUCGUCAUAGACGUCCGGACAGUGCACAUGAUAUAGCAAACUGUCUGUAUCUGUCAUGAGUAGUUUUACACCAUCUCCAUAUUUGGGUUUGAGGUAUUUAUAAUAAAACUCGUACAUGAUCAGUUUCGACAGGUCUAAAAUGGUCUGUCCCACAUAGACGGGUUUGUUCAACACUAAGUUGGUUUUGUCAUUUUGAAUUGCAACCAGAUCUUCAUUAAAUAUGGUAAAUCUCUGAAACCAGGGUCUUGCUACGUAUUUUUCGAAUUUUUUGACGGUGUGUGCCAUCUUUAUGUCAACUCUCGAUCGUACAUUCUCCAUGGUCUUGCCGAACACGGCAUUGUUCAUGAG
Molecule: messenger RNA, 1992 nt
Organism: Pecten maximus
Lineage: Eukaryota; Metazoa; Mollusca; Bivalvia; Pectinida; Pectinidae
Source: RefSeq, a predicted model, not a curated record